This is a messenger RNA of Chinchilla lanigera (long-tailed chinchilla), 1402 nucleotides long. Its product is annotated as olfactory receptor 7D4-like. The coding region runs from base 39 to 1022 and encodes 327 amino acids. Gene Ontology annotation, biological process: G protein-coupled receptor signaling pathway. Gene Ontology annotation, cellular component: membrane. The record is from RefSeq and is a predicted model, not a curated record. The transcript has 2 exons. Lineage: Eukaryota; Metazoa; Chordata; Mammalia; Rodentia; Chinchillidae. Gene Ontology annotation, molecular function: olfactory receptor activity; G protein-coupled receptor activity.
ACCAGACACUGGAAAGCAGUGGUUCCAAACUCCUAGUCAUGCCUCAGCAAGAACCAGGCACAGCCCAGAGGUUCAUCCACUACAUGGAAGCAGAAAACCAUACAGGUGCAUCACAGUUCCUUCUGCUGGGCCUCUCCAAUGAUCCUAUAUUGCAGCCUCUACUAUUUGGAGUGUUCCUGUCCAUGUACCUGAUCACGGUGCUCGGGAACCUGCUCAUCAUCCUGGCUGCGAGCUCUGACUCCCACCUGCACACCCCCAUGUACUUCUUCCUCUCCAACCUGUCCUUCGUUGACAUCUGUUUAACUUCCUCCACAGUCCCAAAGAUGCUGGUGAACCUACAGACACAGAACCAGGGCAUCUCCUAUGCAGAGUGCCUCGCUCAGGUUUAUUUUUUCAAUAUUUUUCUUGGGAUGGAUAAUUUCCUACUGACUGUGAUGGCUUAUGACCGAUUUGUUGCCAUCUGCCACCCCCUGAACUACACAGUCAUCAUGAACCCCUGGCUCUGUGGUCUUCUGGUUCUGAUGUCUUGGAUCAUUAUGUUCUGGGUGGCCUUGAUUCAUGUUCUGCUAAUGAAGGAACUGACCUUCUCCAUAGGCACUGAAAUCCCUCAUUUCUUCUGUGAAUUGACUGAGAUGCUCAAGGUGGCCAGCUCUGAUUCCCUCAUCAAUAACAUCUUUCUGUAUGUGGUGACUGCCCUGUUGGGUGUGUUUCCUGUCAUUGGGAUUCUCUUCUCUUACUCUCACAUUGUCUCAUCCUUAUUGAAGAUGUCCUCUUCUGUUCGCAGGUAUAAACCAUUUUCCACCUGUGGGUCUCACCUCUGUGUGGUCUCCUUGUUCUAUGGAACAGGAUUUGCAGUUCACCUCAGUUCUGCUGUGACCCAUUCUUCCCAAAGUAGCACAAUGGCCUCUGUGAUGUACACUGUAGUGACCCCCAUGCUGAACCCCUUCAUCUACAGCCUGAGGAACAAGGAUGUGAAGGGGGCCCUGGGCAGACUCCUCAGCAGAGCAGCCUUUUUUCCUUGAUGGAUCAUGGACCUCAGAACUAAGCAGACAUUGUAUAGCUCUAGCCAAAUGCUAUGAAUUACAACACCCUUUCUGCCUUUAAAAAACAUGCUUAGUUUCCUCAGUACCCAACCUGUAGGAUUUUCAGUUGUACAUUUUUGUACUUAUUUUUCCUUACCAAUCCCCUCAGUAAUUUCUAUUUAAUUUUUCUUACCCAUAUACAGUCCCUGAGUUCCAAGUUUUGUUAGUUUUUCUAUGGGCAUCCUUGAUAUUUCCAACUUUAAUUUACAAGUGCUGAGAUUGUCUGGAAAAUUAUGCCUUGAAUACUAACGUUCUUCAUUUUAUUUUGAUUAUGUUUUUGUUUUGUGUUGGAGACCACUCCAAAGUGGUUCUGAGCAGGA